Nicotiana attenuata is the source of this 561-nucleotide messenger RNA. RefSeq lists its product as uncharacterized. Bases 1 to 561 code for a protein of 186 amino acids. The transcript is spliced from 2 exons. Gene Ontology annotation, biological process: chromatin remodeling. The record is from RefSeq and is a predicted model, not a curated record. NCBI's taxonomy places the organism in Eukaryota, Viridiplantae, Streptophyta, Magnoliopsida, Solanales, Solanaceae. Gene Ontology annotation, molecular function: catalytic activity. Gene Ontology annotation, cellular component: nucleus.
AUGGGUGGAAAUGGGGGUAAGAAAGCCUCUAGGCUGAGAGUUGGGUGUUGGAACAAUGGGACAUUGACGGGGAAGUCUAUAGAGUUAGGUAAGAUUCUUCAGAAGAGGAAGAUCAACAUAGCAUGUGUUCAGGAGACUAGAUGGAAGGGUACUAGGGCACGAGAUGUAGACGGGUUUAAACUAUGGUACUCAGGGAGCGCUGGGGGUAAGAAUGGGGUAGGUAUUUUAGUUGACAGGGACAUCAGGGAGCUCGUGGUUGAGGUAGGUUUGGACAAGGAGGUUAAGAAGCAAUUCUGGAAGGAUUUGGACGAGAUGGUGCGUAGUAUCCUGCACACGGAGAAGUUGUUCAUUGGCGGAGAUUUCAAUGGUCAUAUUGGGGCUAGUGGUAGGGGUUAUGAUGAUGUGCAUGGCGGGUACGGUUUUGGGGAUAGGAAUGAGGGAGGUAAUUCUCUGUUGCAUUUUGCUAGAGCUUUUGAUUUGGUUAUAACUAACUCGAGUUUUCCGAAGAGGGAAGGAGCACCUGGUCACUUUCCGGAAUUCAAUGGGCAAGACUCAGAUUGA